GACGCACCAUCAAUGUCAAACCUAAGACUUCACUGUGAGACAGCUGACCUGAGGAUUUGUUCUUAUAGUGGGGUGAUUGCUCUAUUAUUUACAGUUAGCUCUGUUUGAAGAGGUUAUAGAGGAGAGAGCGUGAGUUCAAACCGCUUAUGUAGUUUGUCUUUUCCGUUUCUUUGUCGCGGACUCUCGCAGGCGAAUCUCACCAGACAGGAUGCGCCUCACGCUGCAAAUGUUGAUCUCGCAUGGCCGGGUGGCCCGGAAGAUGGGUCUGGGUCCGCAAUCCCGGAUCAACAUGCUGCGGAACAUUUUGACAGGACUGGUUCGACAUGAGAGGAUAGAAACCACGCUGGCCAGAGCAGAUGAAGUCCGCUUCUACGCCGAAAAGCUGAUUGAUUAUGCCAAAAAGGGAGACACUGAUGAGAAGGCGAUGAAAAUGGCCAGUUUUUGGCUGACGGAAAAGGAUCUGGUCCCAAAGCUCUUCAAGGUCCUUGCCCCGCGGUUUGAGACUCAGCCGAAUGGUUACACACGGAUGGCACGCAUCCCCAACAGACAGAACCUGGACAGAGCUAAGAUGGCCGUCCUGGAGUACAAAGGCAACCCCUUCCCGCCUCUCUAUCCUGUGAAAAAGGAGAAUGAACUGACUCUCAUCAACCAGCUGCUCAAAGGCUACAGAGAGGACAGGGCACAACAGUUAGCAGCAAAAUCAUAAUUCAUACCAUGGUGUUGGAUAAAUGUUCGCUGAAGGUUGAUGGUUGGAUGCUGAAAUGCACUGAAGAGUCACUUGCAGAUUGUGGCCUAUAGAGACUGAUGCAUUUCUUCAGCAGAAGAAUGGCUCAAAAGCUACGGUGUAAAUUGAAGCUUAGAACAUUUCUGUAUGUUCUAAGCAAUGGGUUAUGUAUUAAUAAACUUGAUUUCCCAACAAAAAUAACAGGUAUUCCCUUUUUGUCUUUGGAUACUAAACUAUCCAGAUUUGCCCUUGUUGCUUAACAUUAGCUCACAACAGGGGAAAAUUCUCUUCUUGUAUCCAUUUAAUAAUUGAAUAGUGCUUUUUUCCCUGAAAUUCUA
Messenger RNA from Toxotes jaculatrix (banded archerfish), 1062 nucleotides. It is a transcript of the gene mrpl17, whose product is annotated as mitochondrial ribosomal protein L17. Bases 209 to 706 code for a protein of 165 amino acids. The transcript is spliced from 3 exons. The record is from RefSeq and is a predicted model, not a curated record. NCBI's taxonomy places the organism in Eukaryota, Metazoa, Chordata, Actinopteri, Toxotidae. Gene Ontology annotation, molecular function: structural constituent of ribosome. Gene Ontology annotation, cellular component: mitochondrial large ribosomal subunit; ribosome. Gene Ontology annotation, biological process: translation.